CUGACAGGCCCACCACAUCUCCACUUCCAAGCACGACCAUUAGUCCCAUUAUUCAGCCUCUACCCAGUCCCUGCGCCUCAAUGGAAAGACAACCCGUAUCCAUUCGUAAACCAAAAUCUCUUUCUGCAUCUCUCAGCAGCACUUCGACCAGACUCGCAAUAAUGAGCCACGCAAAAGCUCUCGAAAGCGAGAACCAUCAGUCAGACCUGGAGAGUGCCAAGAUCGCCCCCAAGAGCGACAUCACGGCCGAGGUGGAUAUUCUAGGACCGCUGCAAUUCCUCCUAGCUGCUCGUCGUGGCGUUCAUCAGGACCCGUCUUUCGCGAGUAGCCAUGUUCCCGAUGAUCGGGCUAUUACCUUUAAGGGUCCGUCUGGGGUCAAGCCAGCCGUAGACCGAUCGUCGCGGUGGAGUCGGUUCGUCCGCCACAUCGGUUAUCUUCCGACGAGUUCUCGCGUGGUGCUGUCAUGGUUGUUCUUCUACGCGGCUACCGAAUACGGUCUAUAUGUCACAAGAUCCACCGAGGAAGGCACAACCCGGGCAAAGGGGAACAUCUACUACGCAUUGAAACUAGGUCUUUGUACCUCCUCAAUCGUCCUCGCCCUUCUCAUUACCGCCGGCCGAACAGCGCGACAACAAACGAUCGCAACCGUCCCUCCCGAAUUCAAUCCGGCCUCUUAUCAGUGUCGCUUGUUAAACGCGAUGCAGCAGCGUGGAUACCACUACCGUGAGAUUCAAGUGAUCAGUCUGGAGAAGAAGAUGGCGUAUUGGAAGGCUGAUCCGAGCCACCGUGAGUGUUUCACUAUCAAAGGGCUGGUGGAUCCGGGGUGUGAAGGUGGUGGGGUUUAUGAUGUGGUUGUAAAUUUUUGGAAGGAUGGGAGGCUGAAUUUGCGGUUUUGUCUGCCGCAGGAGAAUUCCGAGGAUGGUUCGUUGGCUGAGAGGCCGGGCUUGAUUUUGGAAUCAGUGAGAAAGGGUCAAGAUUAGGUGGAUGGCAUUUCGAUUACAUUUUGAUAUUUCAUUGGCCGUAUAGGGUACUGCCACUAUCAUUUCUUUCGUUCGAGCGCCUUGAUUAACUCGGUGGUAAUCCUUUUCUGUCCGAUGUCAUUCCCGAGGUAUUCCAUAGUUCGAACCAUAUUUUAAACCAUUUUCUGUCG
Messenger RNA from Penicillium brasilianum, 1150 nucleotides. NCBI's taxonomy places the organism in Eukaryota, Fungi, Ascomycota, Eurotiomycetes, Eurotiales, Aspergillaceae. The record is from the annotation of a GenBank genome assembly.